Messenger RNA from Cladocopium goreaui, 1613 nucleotides. Lineage: Eukaryota; Dinophyceae; Suessiales; Symbiodiniaceae. The record is from the annotation of a GenBank genome assembly.
CACUUUUGACAUGGAACCACUUGGGGUGCCACUUGGUUGGGUGCCACUUGGGCCAGCUUGGGCCUGCCAAUGCCUGAGGGCCUGUUUGCCUCGAUACAAGUGGCACACUGGCCAUUCGCCUUGAACUGGCAGCACCUGCCAUCCCAGCCAAGGCAUUUUUUUUUUGAGAUUGGCGCUAAUAACCAUGAGCUCGAGAGGGACGAGCUGGGACAGUUGUUGGAUGGCGAGGAUGACUCCGAGGGGGGGUUUCUGUUGAGUUUUGAGCCGCUGCUCGACAAGUACAGUUACCUCCUUUCAUUUUCGAGCGGUGGUGGUGCCGAGAACAAUGCUGCCGUGAAUUUGGGCUUGCAGCAUCGCCGUGGCCUGGCAUUGCCAUAUGCUGUUGGACACUGUGGAGAGUCGAAGUCUGACAGGUCAUCGAAAGGGAUUGGCGCGGCAGUUUUUCAUGUCACAGCCCUUGAUGGUUGCAGUAGCCUGCGGCCCCCAACUGCAGACUUUAAGCUGCAGAAUCAGGAGAUUGCCAGCACUGGUGCAGGCAUGUCUUGGCCCAGUUGGGUUGUUGAUCGCUGCGCGCAUUUACAAGAAGAGCGUUCAGUUCCGUGCGUGUCACUUGCCACGGUGGUCGGGAACUGGCUUGGGGCACGUCCGAUUGCCAGAAUGAAGGUUGAUGCGCAAGGCAGCGAUUUGGACGUGAUCAAGUCUGCUGGUGAAUUCUUGCAUCGUUUGCUUUUCAUUAAUCUCGAGGUACAUAGUAGGCUGGCUGCGCCGCUGUAUCAUGGCCAAGCAUCAUGUGAUGAAGUGUUGCUGACUAUGCGGAACUUGGGCUUUGUACUUGCAGAUGCCCGAAAGAUUGGAUCUGCUUGCAACUUUACCAUGCCAGAGGGCAAUUUGGAUUUUGUACGUCGCGAGGUGUGGCCAUUGUGGCGUUCCUUCUACAAAGACUAUGCGUACUGUGACGUCUUCUCAGCUGCUGGAGCCUGUGGUGGUCCCCACUGCAUCGCGCCCCGGAUCAGAGCUCAGGUGAAUCGGACAGGUGGUUGUGAGGGUGAGAUCCAGGACCGGUUGACGUUCGAAUCUUCAGCGUUGGGUAUGGUUCAGGUUUGGGUGUCUCCCGGUUGCGAAGAGAACCUCCAGAUUCGCUUGGUCGACCAGCAUAUCAGCUUUUGGAUACAUCAGGGCCCAGUGAAGGGCAAAGUUUGCUCUGUUCAGUCAGGGUUCAUAGCAUCAACGAAUGGCCCCAUGGUGCGUCUACAAGUGGAUGAUCGGAGAGCCAUGGGCGCUCAUAAAAGCAAAUUGGUGAUUCUGAAAGGUCUCCUGGACCAAGAAGCUGAGAAAGCGGGUGAAUCCCUCACGAUGUACUUGGAUGCAAGUGCAAGAUUUGACCCAGACAUUUAUUGGCCCCAGCCUUGUGAGCUCCUCAUGAAGUCUGCCCAUUGGAUUCACAUCUUCCGCGUCUCCACUCAAUUUGUGGCCACCAACAAGUCCAGUGAGUUCUGUGUUCUGGACAAAUUUUAAGAAGUGUGAGCCAACGAAGAAUGUAGGAUAAUUUAGGCAUAUUAGGCCUUUCACGGUCCUUGGAGCACUCUUUGCCAAUGAGUCAAUGAGGAAAACAA